This is a messenger RNA of Oryzias latipes (Japanese medaka), 4249 nucleotides long. RefSeq names its product sister chromatid cohesion protein PDS5 homolog A. The record is from RefSeq and is a predicted model, not a curated record. Gene Ontology annotation, cellular component: chromatin; nucleus. Lineage: Eukaryota; Metazoa; Chordata; Actinopteri; Beloniformes; Adrianichthyidae. Gene Ontology annotation, biological process: DNA repair; mitotic sister chromatid cohesion.
AUAGACAGCGCUGACUGAACGGACAGAGAGCUUUGUGCCGAAAAACUAAGCCCAACCUGAAUCAGACCAAUGAAUUAAAACGGCCCAGGUGUUUAAAAUACUCCGUGGGGCAAGUUGUUGAGAGAGAGGAGGGCUCAGGGCGACGGUAGCAGCCCUGCCUCGCCUGUAAACUAGCGGUAGUACGGAGCGAUGCUGGGAAGUUGAAAAAGACCUUCACAAAGGCCAGUAGAGACCGUGUGGACUGAGCAUCAACAAGCAUGGAGUUCGCGCAACAGCAGAAACCCACGGGGGACGGGAAAGUAGUCUAUCCUCCGGGAGUGAAAGAGAUUACGGAUAAAAUCAGCAAUGACGAGGUGGUGAAGAGAUUGAAGAUGGUUGUGAAAACCUACAUGGACAUGGAUCAGGACUCAGAAGAGGAAAAGCAGCAGUACCUUGGCCUGGCGCUCCACCUCGCCUCCGAGUUCUUCCUAAGGAACCCAAAUAAAGAUGUCCGGCUGCUGGUGGCCUGCUGCCUCGCUGAUAUCUUCAGAAUUUACGCUCCCGAGGCUCCUUACACCUCCCACGACAAACUCAAGGACAUCUUUCUCUUCAUUACCAGACAGCUGAAGGGACUAGAAGACACCAAGAGUCCUCAGUUUAACCGUUAUUUCUACCUGCUGGAGAACCUUGCAUGGGUGAAGUCAUACAACAUCUGCUUUGAACUGGAGGACUGUAAUGAGAUCUUCAUCCAGCUCUUCAAAACGCUGUUCUCCGUCAUCAAUAACAGCCACAAUCAGAAGGUGCAGAUGCACAUGAUGGACCUGAUGAGUUCUAUCAUCACGGAGGGAGACGGAGUCACACAGGAGUUGCUGGAUACAAUCCUCAUCAACCUCAUCCCUGCACACAAAAAUCUGAACAAGCAAGCAUACGAUCUGGCUAAGACCUUGCUGAAGAGGACGGUCCAGACCAUUGAGACGUGCAUUGCAAACUUUUUCAAUCAGGUUUUAGUGAUGGGAAAGUCAUCAGUCAGUGAUCUUUCAGAGCACGUCUUUGACCUCAUCCAGGAACUGUUUGCCAUUGACCCCAUGCUGCUGACCUCAGUCAUGCCCCAGCUGGAGUUCAAACUUAAGAGUAAUGAUGGCGAGGAGCGUUUGGCAGUUGUCCGGCUGCUAGCGAAACUCUUUGGGGCUAAAGACUCUGAGCUGGCCUCUCAGAACCGACCGCUGUGGCAGUGUUUCUUGGGACGGUUUAAUGACAUUCACGUACCUGUCAGACUAGAGUGUGUAAAAUUUGCAAGUCACUGCCUCAUGAACCACCCAGACCUGGCAAGAGACCUGACAGAGUACCUGAAAGUGCGUUCUCACGAUCCAGAGGAGGCCAUCCGCCAUGACGUCAUCGUCACCAUCAUCAAUGCUGGAAAGAAAGACCUCAACCUGGUCAACGACCAGCUCUUGGGUUUUGUUCGGGAAAGGACGCUUGACAAGAGGUGGCGUGUGCGUAAGGAGGCCAUGAUGGGUCUUGCUCAGCUCUUUAAGAAGUACUGUUUGCACCAUGAAGCUGGAAAGGAAUCGGCUAUGAAGAUCAGCUGGAUCAAAGACAAACUUUUGCACAUCUACUAUCAGAACAGCAUCGAUGACAAGUUAUUAGUAGAGAAGAUCUUUGCCCAGUACAUGGUACCACACAGUCUUGAUACAGAGGAGAAGAUGAAAUGUCUAUACUACCUGUAUGCCUGCCUGGACACGAAUGCCGUCAAGGCUUUGAAUGAGAUGUGGAAGUGUCAGAACAUGCUUCGAAGUCUUGUCAAAGAGCUGCUUGACCUACACAAGCUGCCAGUGUCUGAGGCCAACAAUACAUUAAUGUCAGCAAAGCUUAUGGGCAUUGCGAAAAACCUGCCAGAUGCUGGAAAGGCUCAGGACUUCAUGAAGAAGUUCAAUCAAGUGCUGACGGAGGAUGAGAAGCUGCGAGUCCAGCUGGAGGUGCUCAUCAGCCCAACCUGCUCCUGCAAACAGGCAGAGAUCUGUGUGAGAGAGAUCACCCGGAAGUUGACAUUUCCAAAACAACCGACCAAUCCUUUUCUGGAGAUGGUCAAGUUCCUGCUGGAGCGGAUCGCUCCUGUUCACAUCGACUCUGAGGCCAUCAGUGCUUUGGUAAAGCUGCUGAACAGGUCUAUUGAGGGAACAGCUGAUGAUGACGAGGAAGGCGUCACUCCCGAUACAGCUAUCCGCUCUGGACUGGAGUUGCUCAAGGUCUUGUCGUUCACACAUCCCACGGCGUUCCACUCAGCUGAGACCUACGAGUCUCUUCUCCAGUGCUUAAAGAUGGAGGACGACAAAGUUGCAGAAGCAGCCAUCCAGAUUUUCAGAAACACCGGGCAGAAGAUAGAGAGCGAGUUACAACAGAUACGAUCGACACUUAUUCCAAUCCUGCAUCAGAAAGCCAAACGCGGUACGCCUCACCAGGCCAAGCAGGCGGUCCACUGUAUUCACUCCAUCUUUAACAAUAAAGAAGUACAGCUGGCACAAAUCUUUGAGCCUCUGUCGCGGAGUCUCAACGCAGACGUUCCAGAGCAGCUCAUCACCCCGCUGGUGUCUCUGGGUCACAUAUCCAUGCUGGCCCCCGAUCAGUUCGCCUCCCCCAUGAAAUCCAUCGUGGCUAACUUCAUCGUCAAAGACCUGCUUAUGAAUGACAGGAUGGCGGGGAACAAGAACGGGAAGCUGUGGACCAGUGAUGAAGAGGUAUCUGCUGAAGUUCUAGCGAAGGUUCAAGCUAUCAAGCUUUUGGUGCGAUGGUUACUAGGAAUGAAGAACAACCAAUCGAAGUCAGCGAACUCCACUUUACGCCUGCUGUCAGCCAUGCUGGUCAGUGAGGGAGACCUUACAGAGCAGAAGAAGAUCAGUAACUCCGACAUGUCCCGCCUGAGGCUGGCCGCCGGUGCAGCCAUCAUGAAGUUGGCACAGGAGCCAUGUUACCAUGACAUCAUCACGCCAGAGCAGUUUCAGCUCUGUGGACUCGUCAUCAAUGACGAGUGCUACCAGGUUCGUCAGAUUUUUGCACAGAAGCUCCACUUGGCUCUGGUCAAGCUGUUGCUGCCUCUGGAGUAUUUGGCCGUCUUCGCUCUGUGUGCCAAGGACCCGGUGAAGGAGCGACGCGCCCACGCCCGACAGUGCCUCCUCAAAAACAUCUCCGUUCGCAGAGAGUACAUCAAACAAAACCCACUCGCUCAGGAAAAACUUAUUUCUCUUCUUCCUGAGUAUGUCGUUCCUUUUAUGAUCCAUCUUCUGGCCCAUGACCCAGACUUCACAAAACCACACGAAUACGAACAGCUAAAGGACGUCAAAGAGUGCCUGUGGUUCAUGUUAGAAGUGCUGAUGACCAAAAAUGAGAACAACAGUCACGCCUUUCUAAGAAAAAUGGCGGAGAACAUCAAACAGACCAAGGAUGCCCAGUGUCCAGACGAUGCGAAGGCCAAUGAGAAACUGUACAUCGUCUGUGACGUAGCUCUAUUUGUGAUCGCUAAUAAGAGCACAGCGUGUCACUUGGACUGCCAGAAAGAGCCCGUCCUUCCAGGAAAGUUCUUCCUCAUACAGGACAAGGAUUUCAAAAACGAUAAGGAGUACCUGACUGCAGAGAUGAGACAAAUGCUGCUCACUGGGAAGCCUAAACCCGCUCCUGUUUUGGGAGCUGUGAACAAACCCCUGACGGUUCCAGGUCGGAGGAUCUUGACAAAAACCACAACCGUUGCAGACACGACUACCAACACCAGCAGCAACUCGUCUCCUCUGGCCUCCACCAUCAACAAGAACAGUAACAGCAGUGUCCCUCCCGAGUCGCCUGAGAGCCGAGUGCAAGAAAACAACGAGAACCCAGUAAUCGAGAAUGAAGAAGUGAAGAAGGCAGAACAGAGUCAGAAAGGAACUCCUCAAGCAGGAACAGAAGGAACACCAGUCAAACGACGCGGUCGACCUCCAAAGUCUGCAGCCUCUGCUCCAGCGGUGAAUGAAAAGGAGGCGGCGGUGGUGGUGGUGGCGCCGGCCGGAGCUGGCAGAGGCAGAAAGAGAGCGGCAGACUCCAACUCCUCCACAGAGUCCAUCAACAUCAAGAUGUCCAAACAGCAGCAGAUUGACCUGCAGAGGUAAAGAGGACCUCACGACAACCACAAAAAAGAAAUCAUGACUCUGGAGAAUGGGCCAGAAUCUUCCUUUGUACCUUCUCACCUCUUAAAGCUUUCCUAAAGAUAUUAUGGACCUUUCUAAAAAAAAAAAAAAAAAAA